Messenger RNA from Saccostrea echinata, 4539 nucleotides. RefSeq names its product forkhead-associated domain-containing protein 1-like. NCBI's taxonomy places the organism in Eukaryota, Metazoa, Mollusca, Bivalvia, Ostreida, Ostreidae. The record is from RefSeq and is a predicted model, not a curated record. The transcript has 26 exons. The coding region runs from base 116 to 4276 and encodes 1386 amino acids. Gene Ontology annotation, molecular function: protein binding.
CUAGUUUUAUGAUACCUUUUCUUUCGAAGUAUUAUAUUUAUUGAUGUAUUGUUUUAUAUAAAAUCAAGCGUAGAGAAACUCUUCUGAGGUGACUAGAAACGCGCACCUGCGAAAUAUGAGAGCCUUUUUGAGAGGUCACGAUGGAAGUGACCAUCAAGUUUUGCCCAAGCUAACGACCGUGGGUUGUGAUGGAUGUGAUGUAUUAAUAAAGACUGGUGGUGUAGAUAUGCAACAUGCAGUUAUUGAAUACAAUGAUCAGGAAAACGUAUAUGUAUUAAAAGAUUUGAAUACUGCACAAGGCACAUAUGUUAAUGACUGUCGCAUUCAAAAUGCUGCAAUAAGACUAGCCCCAGGAGACCAGAUAAAAUUUGGAUACAUGGGGACAUUAUAUGAAUUUGUAGUUGAUAGUCAACAAAAUGUCUCCUGUCCACCAGUUCACACUCAGCAAACCUGGAAUCAGCCAUUGACAUUGCUCCAAGAGGUGACCAAUGAACAAUCCAUGCUAGGUCAACCCCAGCAAAUGUCCUACACAGCACAACAAGGACAGAUUUUUAACACUACUUCAACACUGCCAUUCCUACAAACUGGAACUGCCACAUUUACAAUUCCUUCCACUGUGUGGACCCCCUCAGACCGCAAUACUUUACCCCGUCCCCCAAUUUCCAUGAGAGGAAGACCAUUAAGUGCUGGGUCAGCUCGCAGAGUUCAGACAGUGGGAGGGACCCCAGUUCCUUCACCUGCUCCAUCAAUGCCACAAAGUGUAAGAAAUGGUUGGGUAAAUGCCAAUUCUGGAAGACAACAAGUGAAUCAGAAUGUAGACAUCAGCAAGAUCCAAGAAAAGGAACAAAAAAUAAUGCAGCUCAAUGGAGAAGUAGGAAGACUAAGAGAAGUAGAAAUGGAAUCCUUCCGUAAAGACGCCUAUAUCCAAACACUACAGCAGAUGGUGCAUGAUUUGAAAUCCAAGUUUGCCGAGCAGCAGCCCCUGAUAAUGGGACAGGAUGUUAAUCUGACACAGAAGAUUUGUCAGUUAGAGAAUGAAGUCACUACUAAAGAACAGGAACUGAAUGCAGUCAAAGAACAGCUGAGUAGCUUACAGUUUCAACAGCAGCCAUCAUCAACAACAGUAUUGGAGACAGAUAAUAAAGAGACCAAUCAAAUGAAGAUUGAGUUAGAGAGAGCCAAGAAAGAAAGAAACAUCACCUCUGGCCUCGUUACACAAAUGCAGAAAGAUAUGGCUAACAAGGAUACCACUAUUAGUAAACUCACACGUGAGAUUGAGAUGUUGAGGAAGGAAGUUCGGGAACGAGACAUACAAAUUUCUUCUGUUUCCAAUAAGCUUUCGAAGUCUAAAGAAACUCCACUGAAAUCCACAGAAGAUAGAGAUGCUCGUGAGAAGGAACUUAUUAGCCUUCGACAGAAAUUCAAAACUGCAGAAAACAAAAUGCAGGAACAGCAAGAGUUAAUUAACACACUGAAACAAGAAUUAGAAAAAUCAAAAGUCAGUAUCUUUGAUGAGAAAAGCCAGCAGAAGAAACUUGAGACUCAGAUUGACCAGCUUAAGUCCGAGCUGUCUGACGUCCAGCGGACAGAGCGAGUGGUCAGAAUUGACCUGGAGCAGGCCACCAAAAGGCUGGAGAGAUUCAGAAACAGAGUUGUUCAGGCCGCCUACUCAUCAGGGUCAGCUAAGGCUCCAGAAGGGGAGAUAACUGAUGAUCAGCUGGUGGAGACCUUGAAGAAGUUGGUGGAGGAAAGAACAGAGUUUGAUGCCAAGGUCAAAGAAAUGGAAAAACAGCUAAAACUCACUGACAGUAGCAGCAAUGUGUUUAAACGCAACAUCACCAAACUACGUACAGAUCUGGAAAAAUCAAUUGAAAAUUUAAAGACAAAUGGAUUCCUGGUGACUAGCCUGAAGCAUGAAAUGGACUUGUUACAGUCAGUGACAGGAGAUGAAUCUAUUUUGUGGAUGAGAGACUGCCUUCUUCAGCUUCUGACCCAUGUCUCAGCAUGGGAGAAGGAUAUAGAGACAUCUCUACAGACAUGUGGCAUCAACAUCAACCUCUCUAACGAUGGUCCAGGAAAGCAUAUUGUAAGCUUGCAUUCUAAGUUAGAAGUUGUACAGAAAGAAAAAGAGAAUUUAGCAGCUAAGUUGGCAAACACAGAACAACAGUUUAAGUCAGAGCUGGAGAUGAAGAUUCAGGUCAUGAAGGAGGAAAAUGAGAAUAUAGUGAAGGAUGCAAUAGAGAAAACCAGGGCAGAGGGUGAGGAGAAAUUAAACAAGGCAAUAGAAGAAUUGAAGUUUGUAGAGGCAGAGAAGAGAGAGAAUGCAAUAGCUGGUGAACAGAAGAAAAUAGAGGAACUGCAGGCAACAAUUGAACAACUUAGAGAGAGUCUUCAGGAGAAACAGAGAGAAUUUGAGGAGAGGUUACAAGAAGCAACUACAACCAUCCAACAAAUCGAUGAAUACAAAGCAGUACAGCUUGAAUUGGAGGCCAAGAUACAGGCCUUAGAGACAGAAAAACUGGAGCUCAAUGCCCAACUCUCUACAGAGGCCCAAGACAGGGAUAAAAAGUAUGAACAGGACAUUGAGGCCUUCAAGGAGCAAAACAAGCAGCAUUCAGUCACCAUCUGUGCAAUGGAAGAAAGGUUGAUCAAGCUGAUGAAAAAGAACAAAGAUUAUCAGGAAGAAAUCACAGUCCUGAAGAAAACUAUUCAAGAAAUGAAGGCAGAGAUGAUACAAUUAAAGGAUAAGGCAGCAGUUGCAGCCCAAACCAAACCAGUGCCUCCUCCCAAGCCAAAGGUCAUUGUACAGAAACCCUCCGAGGACUAUGUAGCAAUGGAGCAACUUGUAGUGGUGUUGAGGAAGGAGAAUAGUGAUUUGAAGAACACAAUUCAGAGUCGAGACGAUGUGAUUUUGGGUCUGAGGAGGGAUCUUGCUGGAGCUCAUGCCAGACUCUCUGAUAUUACAGGUGAACUGAGUGAAAACCAGAAACAAGAGAUGGAGAAAUAUAAGGAGAAGUUAACACAGAGGGAGAGAGAGAUAGAGGGAUUAAGACAGCAGAUGGCCAAGUUAUCUAAAAUCAUCGACAAACAGAAGGACGAAAUCAAGACAUUACAGAAACAACUCAGUGAGGAGAAGGCCAUUGCCAUCAAAUUCCAAUCCAACAUGGAUGAGAAGAACAGAAGAAUCAAAGAACUGGAAUUAGAUGUGGAACGAGAGAGAUUAGAGCAGAAGAAACAACUGGAUAUCCUUGAUCAGGAGGGCAGGAUAACCUCUGAGCUAACAGCCCUUGGGGCUCAAUGCCGAGGGGAGAGGCAUGAACAGGUCAUUGCUCGACAGAGAGAGGCGUUGGCUGAACUCAGACACAGGUGUAAAAACCUAGAACAAGCCAAACCACCUUUGCCAACCCAGGAUCAAGCCCUACAGCAAGUGAUUAUGCUGAAGAAAGAGCUCGCCGAGAUCAAAGCCAAUCAGGCACUCUCAGAAAAUAGCGAGCUGUCCUCUGGGCUUGAGAGGGAAGUCUCCAGAGCGAGGGGGAUGCUAGGAUCUGUCAACGCCGAGGCAGAUAUGGAGAGGAGUGCUCACAGGGAAACUAUGGAUGCCUUGGAUGCCAGUGAGAGCUCAUAUAUAACAUUACUGAGGGCAAUGGCCAGUUGUCUAGAGAUGGAGUCAGUUGAUGGACUUCGUCCUAUUGGUCACAUUCCUAAAGAUGAGCGAGACAGACUAUUGGUGGAGAGAGAGAACACCUGUCAGAUUCUAGCCAAUAGAAUCAAAGUCUUACAGGAGAGAAUUGCCAGGAAGGAGGAGCUACUGCAGGGAUAUGAGAGAGAUUUGGCAAAACUGAGACAAGCCCAGGAACUAGCCAACAGAAACUCCAAACAAGUGGAUAAUCUAGCAAAUGAUGUUAAGAGUAGAACAGAAGAAACUCAGUAUCUGAGGGAGUCAUUGAGUCGGACUCGAGAUCGACUCGACCAGGAGAAACGACUCAAUAAAGCAAUUAAACAACGCAAGACUUUCCAUUUGGAGAACGAGAGAAUUCACCAGCAACAAGUCCCAGCUUCUCACCACUGUAAAGAGGAAGAUAUUUUUGGAAAGAAUUCAGCUCGAAGGAAAGCAACUAAGGAAGCACUGAAAAGGAGGAAUUAUGAAAUUAACACACUGAAGAAAGAACUGUGCAGCAAGGAGCAGGCAUUGUACGACACUGAAAACAGACUGUAUACACUAGAACACAGUAUAGGACUGGAGGGUAAACGGGAACAAGAGAUAAUUGAGUCUUAGUGUUUAACAAUUUGAUACAAUAUUGGCAAUUACUCCAGAUGUGCAUUUAAAGUUUGAGACUAGACAUAGAUUCCUUUAUAUAGUGCUAUACUAUUUGUACUACUGGUACAUGCUUUUUAUAGUGAGGUAAACCAUUUGAUGGUAUAAAAAUAAUAAAGGAAAAUGUAUUUUAUACUUUAAUGAGCUAAUAGGGAAAUUCAUAGCAUAAAAUCUUUAUAUCUAAUAGAAUGUAUAAAUGUGUUUCUGAUAGAGAAUGAACGAAG